Molecule: messenger RNA, 771 nt
Organism: Exophiala spinifera
Lineage: Eukaryota; Fungi; Ascomycota; Eurotiomycetes; Chaetothyriales; Herpotrichiellaceae
Exons: 3
Coding region: 1-771 (256 amino acids)
Source: RefSeq, a predicted model, not a curated record
AUGCUUGUCGCGCCAGGAAGCAGAAGUGUGAUGGACAAAGGUUCGUCGAACAGCGAAGGCUUCCGUCCUUGGCUGUACAAAGCGAUGCGCUUGAGAGCUGACAACGAUCUCCGGUCUCAGACCUACCUGCAGCAGAUGCCGAAGUCUUUCGCAGACAUAGGUCCUGCCAAGGGCUACAUUGAAGCGCUUGAAACAAGGCUGAAGGAGACAGAGCGCUUGCUAUGGAGAAUGCUGUCAGCUGCCAGUGCAAAUGUUGAGAUAUUGGCAGAAUCAUUCAAUGCAGAACUCGAUCACCGAAUUCCGGCAAGCCUCUGCGUCAGCACCUUAAGUACGACAGACGAGAAAAAGUCUGCCAUCGCCUACUGGGAACAAUACCCUCUGCAAACUCCGGAAGACGUGAUCUUGUGGAAGCAAGAUUUGGAUUCCCAGUCCGGAAUGGCAGCCCUGGGCUCGCGUAACGUGGUAGAUAAUAGCUUGUUCGAGCGGUUAGAGGUAGCCUCUCCGAGUGAUCCGAGUCCGUUCGAGGGAAGCUUUCCAAGUGCCGACCCAUCACCAGUUCAAGAUAUAGCCCACGAAGCUGGAGAAGAUGUCGCGAGCCAAGGUGGUGUACCAUUUACUCCAGAACCCCGGUCGUUCCAUCCCUCUGCACCUUCACAGACUUCACAAAAUGUCGGAGACGCAUUACGUCAGCCUUCAACGAGAUCGCAUCGGAGCAGCACUGCCGCGAAAUUUGGCUUGUCCCAAGAAUUUGAAGAUACAUUUCUGUGGUAA